Nymphaea colorata (pocket water lily) is the source of this 5699-nucleotide messenger RNA. RefSeq lists its product as uncharacterized. NCBI's taxonomy places the organism in Eukaryota, Viridiplantae, Streptophyta, Magnoliopsida, Nymphaeales, Nymphaeaceae. The coding region runs from base 390 to 5408 and encodes 1672 amino acids. The record is from RefSeq and is a predicted model, not a curated record. Gene Ontology annotation, molecular function: protein binding. The transcript is spliced from 11 exons.
GCAGAAGGACUCCUCUUCCUGCUCGCUCGCCCGCUCUUUCUCUCCCUCUCUCUCUCUCGCUUUCGCUCCCUCGCUUGCCGAAGAAAACCCUCUCCUGUCUCAUCUCUAUCAUCUCCGCUUUCUUCCUUAUUGCCUUCCUCCGUAAUGCGUCUCUGCCUCCGUUCCCUCCUUUCCGUCGAUCUGUAGGCGCCUUGUCGUCCUACCUGCGGAUCCUUCCCUUUCUUCUUGCCCUAAUCCCCCCUUCCCCCGGUUUCGCGGUUCCUUUCUUUUACAAUUCCGGCCAUUCGUCGCCGGGUCCUUUAUCGGGCUGUCUGAGCUUCCGGUAGCACGCGCGCUCUUCUCCGGAUCGCCUCUGGUUCUUCCGAUCUCCUGCGCGAAGGUUUGAAGCGAUGGCCGCCGGAAAGAUCGAUCUGCCGGAUGAUCUCCUUGGCGCGAAAGCUCCUGACGAGGCGUGGACUGCGAGAGAUGGAGCUUCUGGAGGACAUGAGCAAGAGAGAACGUUGCUUGGGUUUUUUGAUGAGUCAAAAGAUCAAGCAGCAUCUGAGGUCAUACCGUUGUCACCACAGUGGCUCUAUUCAAGGCCUAAUGAGGGCAAGCCUUUCCUUUCUGCAGCAUCAGUGGAUGCUCGUGCUGCUGAACUUCAAAAAGAGGCUUGGCGUUUGGAUAACUCUCAGGAUAAGAAAGAUUGGAGAAGGAACAUAGCUGAGAUUGAAAGUGGCCGUCGUUGGCGUGAAGAGGAAAGAGAAACUGCUGCACUUACUCGGAGAGAGCGCCGCAAAGAAGGAGAUAGCAAAACUGAUCGUCGCAUAGAAAAUGCUUCAACAAGGGAAGGUACUGAUGGAAGACCCCUUCCUUCAUCAGAUAGGUGGUAUGAUGUGAAUGCCCGUUAUUCUGGACAUGAAACAAGGCGUGACAGCAAAUGGUCCUCUAGAUGGGGUCCUGAAGAGAGAGAGAAGGAGACACGAAGUGAAAAAAAGAUGGAGUUUGACAAAGAUGAACCUUCUAAUGAAAAGCAGUCUCUCCCUGGAAAUAACCGUGAGCGAGAGACUGAUUCCCGUGACAAGUGGAGGCCACGCCACCGUCUGGAACUUCACUCAACAAGUUCCAAUGUUAAUCGAGCUGCUCCAGGGUUUGGCUUGGAGAAAGCACGGUCUGAUGGUACCAAUGUUGGAUUUGCACCAGGGCGAGGGAGGUCUCAAUCGAGUGGAAGCCAGCAGCUUGCUGGUCUGUCUGUUUCAACUCCUAUUGGUGCCCCACUGUUAGAUGCAAGUGAAGCUAGGCAAGGGAAGUUUGGUCUGUCUGCCAAGAGCUUUCGUUACCCAAGAGGCAAACUCCUGGACAUUUACCGGAAACGUGAUAUCUUUGCUACUGCCGAUACAGUCUCAAAUGGCUUUCGUGAAGAAGUUCCCCAAAUUACCGAGGCUAAUCCUAUAGAACCUUUAGCAUUUGUAUCACCUGAUGCAGAUGAGGAGGCUGUCUUAGAAGAUAUACGGAAGGGAAAACUUGUUACUAGUGGUGUGCUACAUAUUCCACUCAGAGAUAGAGUGGGAAAGUACGAACCUGAGUCAGGUGUCCGAGAUCCCAAUGUUCUUGGCAGAAAUUCUACAAAGGCAAACAUAUUUACAGAACAUGACUCUUUCAGCAUGAAAGAAAAGAAAGUUUCUACAUCUGUGGAUGGGACUGGCCUUGAUGGCUUGAGUUUGACAGCUAGUAAUACAAAUGAAAGUUUUCCCAAGUACAAUGAUUUAGGACGCAGUACCGAUAAUAAGAGUGCUGUGGACAAGGAUGAAGAAAAUGCUGUUGCCAUUUCUCUCCAGCCUUCAAAACCUAGUGUUUCAGAUACUCUACUACCACCAGAUAUACAGGGCAAACUACCAAGUGAUGAAAACUUGGUUUUUGAUCUACCGGGUUUCCAGGAAACUUCUGUCUAUGUGCAGGAACAGAUAUCUGGGGGUAGUGAUACGAAGUUCUCAGGUGGAAGCUAUAACCCUGAAGAUAUGAGUUUAUUUUACAGGGAUCCCCAGGGUGUUGUACAGGGGCCUUUCCUUGGUGUUGACAUUAUGUCCUGGUUUGAACAAGGCUUUUUUGGCACAGAUUUGCCUGUAUGCCUUUCUGAUGCCCCUGAAGGAACACCUUUUCAGGAGCUGGGUGAUGUCAUGCCUCAUUUGAAAUUCAAAACAAUAUCCAGUGCAGAUAUUGGAAAUGAGGAAGGCAUGGCAGAUGUACAAGAAAAUGGAGGGAGCAAUAGCCUCAACUACUCUUUGUCUCUUCUUGAAAACAGCCAGACAAGGCCACUUUUUGAACUGGAGGACCGUCUGCAGUCAAAAUUAUCUACACACGAAGUGCCAAUAGAAGCUGUUUAUGGUGGUUCAUAUGAUGCUAAUUCUGAAGCUACACAAAGCAUUCAUAGCAAUGACAGGCAAAGCAAUCGCAAUAUUGUUGCACAAAGUGUUGACGAAUCAUUACUUCCUAAGCGACCAGUAAGUGGUGGAGGACAAUUGAGAAAGCCAACUGGAAGUCUUCUUGAUCCUUUAGAAGAUCUAUCGGAAAGACAUUUACCAUCAAAUGAAUCAGCAAGAAAUGUUGGCCUGAACCCAAUCUUACCUGCUUCGAAAGGCAGCAUGUCACACCCACUUGGUUUGCCAUGGUCUGAAUUUGAAGGGUCUAAACAACAACUUUUCCAGCCAUCAAGCAUGUCAGCUAGUGCUGGAAGUGCUGGUUACCUUGCAAAUCAAGAGAUUGGAAGAGAUGCAGCUUAUGUUAGGCAGAAUCCUGCUUCGGGCCUUGAUGAGACUGUUGGAGAUGCAUGGACUCAUGUUGCCAAAAGAGAUGGAAGUGUGGGGAUUAAUGCUGUUCAAGGCACUUUGGAUUCUCGCCGCUUGUUACAAAUGGAUGAAAAUACAGGCCUUAAUGCUGCUGUUCGUGAAACUAUGGAUGCUCAUUGGUCAUUACAACUUGAACAGGAAGCCCAUCAUUUGGACCUUAUGGACCGAUUGAUCUCACAACAGCUGCAAAAGCAGCAGCUCCGGCAACAUAACAGCUUGUCUCAUCCAAAUAUGCAUUUUGGAGGGCCAAAUAUAGAGUUGGCGGGUUCAUCUGUUGGUCAUGGAUUCAAUUCUUCUCGGACAUCACAUGGUCACUCUUUGUCUGAUAUUGAGCAUCAUUUGGCUAAACUUCAGCUUCAACAGCAGCACCAAUUUGAGCUCCAACAGCAGCAUCAAUUGGAGCUUCAACAACAGCAGCAUCAAUUGCAGCUCCAACAACAGCAGCGCCACUUGCAGCAGCAACAGCUCCACCAACACCAAAUGCAUCUGCAGCAACAGCAUCUUCACCACCAUCAGCAGUCCCAUAUACUUGAACAUCUUCUACAGCGAGGUAUGCAUGACCCAGGUUUUGGGCAGCAUCCAGUUGAUCUACUGAGAGGUAACAGUGCAUUUGACCAAUUGCUGUCUCGGCAACAUGGUAGCCUUCAAUCUGGUGUUCAACCUACAAUAGAUCCAUCUAUGCGAUUCCCUGAUCCUAUGAUGGAGCAGCUUCUUCAAGCAAAACUUGGUCAGGGCUCUCACCGUGGACAAAACAACGACCUACUUCAGCUAUUGUUACAGGCAAAGCAUGAGCCAAAGCUGUCUCCUGAAGAGCAAUUUCUCUUGGGAAUGCGUCAGGAGCAACUGGCCGCACAGCAGUUUCCUCUGCAUUCCAGGCACCAUCAGCAGGUUAUGGAAGAAGAGAGACGGAUUGGAGGCGGUUGGUCUAUUGAUGAAUCAGGUCAGUUUAUCAGGACUGCGCCGAACCUGCAUCAGUCUGUAUCAGCUGGAUUAAGUCCACUGGAUCUUUAUCAACAGCAUCUACAGCAAAAACCUAUGCAGCCACAAAAAUUUAUGGGAUUUGAGCAACCAAACCAGCUUGAACAGAGCCUUCUACUAGAAGAGCACCUGCAGCGUGGGAUGUAUGGCAACAACUCACUGCCUUUUGAGAGACUGGUCUCUGGCCCACAUGCUGCUUCUGGUGUGGAUGCUGAUUUGGCAAACACUCUUGCUCGUAUUCAAGGUCUUGAUUUACAGGAGAGGCAGGCUCAAAUGCACCUUGCAGGUCAGAUGGGUUCAUUUAAUCAAGAAAUUCACCCUCCAAAUUCUCGAUCCCUUCCUAGUUCAUUCCACGAUAAGAGAGAUGCUAUGGAUGGCCGUUGGCCUGGACAGAACUUGCCAUUUAGCAAUCUGGUGCAGCCUGGGCAGCAACCAGAUAACUGGAUGGAAGCACAUCUCCAGCAAUUGCAUCUAGAAAAAUUGCUGCAGCAAAGAAAUAAUGAAGUCAAUCACAUCAGUGAGGAACCAGUAUCAAAUCACCUGAUGGAUUUGCUGCAUCAGAAGUCACAUCUUCCUCCCGAGCAUUCAUUGGGGUCUGGUGAUAUUGCCUUUGCUUCUUCUCUUGGAAGACAAGAGCCGCAUUGGCUUUACCAUGAAGCUGCUUCAGCCCAUCAUUCAAUCCUUCAAGGCCAGGAGCAUCUUGGGAACUCUUUUGCAGAAGAGUUGCCUUCUGAUCAUGGGCUGCCAAUGCAGGAAAAUUUGGUUAAUGGAGGUCCUGAAGAGCAAGCACAUGGUAUUGGACUUGGUGAAAGAGCGACAUUUGACUCUCAUUCUUUGAUGGAGGACGAAAAGGUCUUGUCUGCUGCUGAAGGUGCAUCCCAGAGUUUUAAUACAGAUCUAGUUGCAGAGUCACUGACCGACAGUAUGGAACUUCUAGAAGCAAAGGAGGGGAAGAAGGGAAAGAAGCGGGGAUCCAGGAUUAAGUCUUCCAACAAGUUGGAUAUUGAACAAAUCGCUCUUGAUCAAGGGGCAGAUCAUGGGGAAUUGAUAAUUCACACUCCUGCUAGGCAUACUUCCUUCGGUAGCUCUGGUGCAGUCUCGCAGCGCCAGGAUCUGGGUAUUGAUGGGGUCCCUGAUGGGAGGUCGGCGACAUCCUUGUCAAGAAGUCUUGGCGACUCCAUUCCAAGACACCAACCUAGCUCACAAUCUUUGUCAGCUAACCAAGUGUUGCCUGAAUCCAAAGUGAAAAUUACGUCUGUGAACUCAUCAUCACUGUCAGAUGGAAGACGAGAUGCUGCUGGAAGCCCACCAAAGGCACGGCCAUCUGAAGUCCCGGCUGCGAGCGCUAAAGACAUGCGCAGUGGUUUCCGGAGAGCUGCUUCCUAUGGCAGCGAUGCGGAUGUUUCUCAGGCAUCUUUCAUAGACAUGCUGAAGAAGCCAGUGGGAGAAACUGAGACCAAUGAGGGGACCGAAAUGGCUUCUCAGGCGGCCCGAAGCAACAAGAAGAAAGGUAAGAAAGGAAGGCAGAUAGACCCAGCUCUUCUUGGCUUCAAGGUAUCAAGCAAUCGGAUCAUGAUGGGCGAGAUUCAUCGCCUGGAGGAUUAAGAGUUCGUCGUUGCUCUCUCUCUCUCUCUCUCUCUCUCUCUUUUUCCUCCCCAAUUGUGCAAAUUGUACAGGCAUUCAAUAUCUUCUGGAACGCUGCAACAGGUGCAUCCGCACGCAUGUAAAUCUUUUUGUAGGUCAAUAGAAAUGAUAAAAAAGCCCGAGCCCCAAUUCUGUGAAGCGAGAGCCAUGAAAUAUUAAGAGAUUCGGCCUCCCCUACUGUAUAAUUUGUAACCUUGUAGAUGUUUAUUGGACGAAACAUUGUCGAUUAAAAAUAAGGAUCUUGUGAAGAAA